Molecule: messenger RNA, 1575 nt
Organism: Pelmatolapia mariae (spotted tilapia)
Lineage: Eukaryota; Metazoa; Chordata; Actinopteri; Cichliformes; Cichlidae
Gene: dmrt2a
Product: doublesex and mab-3 related transcription factor 2a
Exons: 3
Coding region: 1-1575 (524 amino acids)
Biological process (GO): regulation of transcription by RNA polymerase II; sex differentiation
Cellular component (GO): nucleus
Molecular function (GO): RNA polymerase II cis-regulatory region sequence-specific DNA binding; DNA-binding transcription factor activity, RNA polymerase II-specific
Source: RefSeq, a predicted model, not a curated record
AUGUCAGAGAACUCCGGGUGUGAGCUGGAGAUCGACGUGGAGAGCCUGGAGACCGAGAACGAAGAGCUGGCCGACUCCUCCGAGCGCCCCGGCUCUCCGCAGCUCGGCCACGCCGCCUCAGAGGACGACUGCCCCGGCACCAAGAUCCGCGACAGGGCGGGCCCCAUGUGCGCGGGUGACCAGAGGAAACUGAGCCGCACGCCGAAGUGCGCCCGCUGCCGCAACCACGGCGUGGUGUCCUGCCUGAAGGGCCACAAGCGCUUCUGCCGCUGGAGGGACUGCCAGUGCGCCAACUGCCUGCUGGUGGUGGAGCGGCAGCGGGUGAUGGCGGCGCAGGUGGCCCUGAGGAGGCAGCAGGCCACGGAGGAUAAGAAAGGCAUAUCCGGGAAACCAAUUCCUGCAGAGAGGAGGACAAUAUAUCAGCGACACAUCCGACCGUCCACCAUGCUCGCCAAAAGCAUCCUCGAAGGAUAUCGCCCGGUGCAGUCUGAUCCAUUCCUGGCAGCCAACCCGUCUCUUCCCCCACCGCUGAGCGACCGCAUGAGGAAGAGAAGGGCUUUUGCAGACAAGGAGCUGGAAACCAUCAUGCUGGAGCGGGAGUACAAAGAACGAGAGCUGAUGGAGAACAACCAGGGAGCUCCAGGCUCUCUCCUCUUCCCCAACGGCUUGGUCCACCACUCGUCUGAGUACAACUCCUACAAGACGGCCUACUCGCCGGCAGCUCCGGUCGAGCCGCAGCCCAAAGAGCUGUGCAGCUUCCUCACCCCUAACUGCCUGGAUCUGGGCAUGCAGUACCCCUCGACCCCUGGGAACGUCGAGCUCAUCUCCUCCAACGUCAGCGUGGCGACCACCUACCGCCAUUACCCGCUGCAGCCGUCGCGAGGCGGCUUCGUGAUGUGGCCCCGCGGCGCAGCCAACCUGGGAGACGCUCUUCUGUACCAGCAGUGCCUGUUCAACGCCACGGCGGUGCAGAACAUGAAGCCUGGCGCUGUGUGGGAGCCCAAAGCGAUGCCCGCUGAGAGUCAGCCACCAGAGCAGGAGGCCGCGGCUGCGCUCGCUGCUAAAUUGGAGGGAUCCCGAGCCGCUGCUGUGCAGGACUUAUCAGACCCUCAGAGGCCCGAUCCCAAACCUCCUGCCGUGACCCAGGGGGAGCAGAGGGAGUGCUCGGCCUUCUCUCCUCCUAAGAGGAGCUUUGGACAAUCUUUCCCCAACCACCCUCAUUCCCAAAACUCCAGCCAAGUCCUCAACAAGUUAAGCAAGGACAAUGCUAAGCCUUCCAUGAAACUCAACUCCUUUCACUCCCUCAUCCAGCACUCGCUGAGUGAAAAAGCCAGCGGCGGGUCCGGGCCAGAGCUCAGAGCUCCGUACUGCAAGGAGCUGUUAGAGGAGGCGGCCCGCAAGUACAGGGAGAGCUCUGCCAAAGACUUUCAGGCGGUAAAACUCACAGACAGGUAUGCCAAAGACUUUCUGUCGAAGCCUGUAGGGACCAAGAUGGCGCCCAGCGAGUCUCUGUCCUUCUCUGUGGAGGCCAUCCUGAAACGGCCCACGCCCGCCAUAAGUCGAGCAUUCCAUUAA